AGGAAGAAAACCGCAUUCGGUCGGCCGAUUUUCGAACUUUGUUACUCGAGAUUUGCAGCUUGGGCACCCACGAUUGCGUGUGUGUGCCGAGCAUUUGAGGUCGCGGGAACUAUGGUGCGAGCCUGACGUGGCAACACUGGCAAGCAAGGGAACUGCAAGGCGGGAAAUGAGAAAUUUAAUCACUAUAAGAGAGGACUACGUGGACGGCUAUCAGGACCUGGAGUCGAUCCGCGAUUCGCUGUCCAAGGAGUUGUUUGGAUUGGCGACUCGUUUCAGAGGAAGCGAAUUUGACUGGUCAUUCGUUUCCAGCAAAAAGUUGGCGGGGAGCUGGUCAGGUUUGAGUUUUGCGCCAUCGUUUACAGCUGGCGGGAAGCUACCUUGUGCCGACCCGACGACCACUGGCGUGUGGUGGCGGGAUGACACCAGAUGGAGCACUUACAACGACGCCAUGUCCGCUACCAUAAAAAAUGCGAAGCAACAGCGUGCACAUGGCGGCCCGACGGGAUCGAUAAAUUUGGGACUCAUUAGUAGCCCAGUGCAUCCCCUUGGAGCGCAGUAUUCGCUUAAUCUUAACACCAUGGAGCAGAUCAACAUCAAUACUGGAAUGAGGCGUCCGGUUCGGAUUAUUGACAGCGGCGUGCCUUUGCCAGGGAAUGACGGGCAGGUUUUAUAUGAGACUUUUGAGCAUCUUCGGUCAGAAACAGUAAUUUCCGAAGCAAUCCGGAACAAGGCGCAGCAAAGUGUUGUCUUCACAACAAGGAGCAACCCGUAUUUGAAAARCGGGAGCGAUUUGUAUGAGAGGUUCAUUACAGCCGCAGAAAGCGUCAAGCUUCUCGAGACGAAACAAGGUUUGGCCACCGAGGACUUGACUCAAUCCUUUGCAAAUGUACUUGCUGAUGUUAAUGCGGCAUGGCCAGCAGUUGAGUKKGUAUUUCAUGGGACCAGUGUUGCGAACGUGGAAUCCAUACUCCAGAAGGGAAUGGACCCUAACCGUCGACAAAAUGGCGGAGACUUCUUUGGGAGGACUGUGUUAGACAGCCUAAGCUACUGCAAGCCAGCCACUCACCCUCUCAAAAUGCUGGCAUUCUUUGUCUUGAAAGCCACUUCAUCGUGCCACUCAAGUUCAAUGCAUGCACUCGUCUUUCAGAGUGUACAAUUUGAGCUCCCAGUUGCAGAAUUGAUCCUCUCCUCCUCUUAGAAUCACUGGCUUUGGCCAGACAAGUACCUCGAUAGCGAUCGGUGUCGAGGGCUCAAGUACCGGAAAAGUCUCCCAAAGGUCAGCUAGUGAUCCCAAAGGUCAGCUAGUGCGGCCAAUGGCUACAAAUAAUCCUGAUUCCUGAUUGUGUUUGGCGCGAUAAGGUUUGGUUUGUGAAUACGAAAAGAGGUGGAUGGACAUAAUGCCAAAGAGGCAUGGAGGUCAACUGAAAUGCAGCACAUGAAGAUGCAAACCCCAAGGGAAAAAAGAGAACGGAAGAGGAAAAAAAGAAAAAAAAGAGUACUACGAGGAUCACCAUUAAGGUUUGUGUUGUAUUGCGGUGAAAUCCACACGCCAAGGACAUAAGGCGACGAAAAUACUUGUGAAGUUGUGAGCACUGGGCACUGAGCUAAGCCUUUUGCAUAGGAUGAGAUAGGCUGGAAACAGCAAAGGAGAAUUGUAACCAAUAAAGGUAAUAUGACUUCCUCCUCUCAAAUCCAGUUUGUAUGUUGUUAGUUUUGAUGCUGACACAAUUCCCAAUUAUAUGUUUAACCAAGGGUUAAAGAUCGUGAUAGUCGGCAGUACUUGGUACAGCGCCAAAGGAUGUCACUCUACAUGAAUACGACACGUAUGUCGCUUUCUUUUCAAAUACAACACGUGUUCAAUUCGCACAGACAGCCUGAGAAUAAUAGAAUCCAACGAGUCACAAAGGUUUCUCAAAAACUGGAAUACAACAGAUAUUUGUAUCUUUGGGGGCAAGACGGUUGUGGUGUGGUAAGCUUGUGAGUGUCAAUCUUCACCCGUGGCUGAGGCUUCAAAAAUCUUCAACUUUUAGUUGGGGGGGGGGGAGAGGAAUAAGGCCUCAAUUUGGAAUCUAGUAUGAUGGCGGUAACGACCGCCGACUGGACUAGCAGGUCGGUAUGUAUUGGGUUGUUGCGAGGGUCAGCACCGGCAUGCAAGUCCUCAACGUGCGAAGSAAAWGYGGCGACAUUUCGCUGUCAGCAGCCUGUGUCAGCCUGUCAGGUGAUCACGGGCAAUGAAUGGACCCUGGAGACUGGGUUCCCAAGGUUCCAGACGUGCUAUGAGGCCACAUCACCGGGAGAUACUAGGAGAAGCAGGCAGAACAGAGGUGGAAGAAACUUAGUGGCUGAUUGAACCUAGUAUGCUGAGGGGACAGCGUAUGGGAGAUGGAGAGGUGGAACGGAUGCGUUGAAUCAGUGGUUCCUGAGCAAGGCGCGAUUGAGAGAAUUUGAGAUGGCCUCAGUGACGAAGCUGCGUACUACCUGCGUACGGUUGUACCGUAUGACGUCCUCACCCGAAUAGAACGCCUUCAACGCCCCAUCAUUAUCGCUGGCGAUUCGCCGCAUCUGGACUGGAAGUUGCCGAAAGACAGACCAUUGCAGCUAUAAUGACCGGGCAUUCUGUUUGCUGGGUGAAGUCAGCAAAGUGACUGGAAAUGGAGCCUCUCUGGAGUCUCUGCAUGCAUUCUUUUCUUUUUUGUUUUUUCUUAAAAAUUUCAUCCGACCGUUUAUAGUCUGGGACUCUGGGUGCRUGCAUUCUUGUAAUGCAUGGACUAGAGAGUCGGAGUCUGUGGCCAGACUGCUAUGGUUUUGGUUGUAGUGCAGAUGCACAUGGACCUCGUUGGUCAAGUGAUCGGAUUUGGGUCUGAAAACUAUUUUCAUCUGCGAAAAUGAUUUUAGGCUCACUUUCACAUAGUGCUGGGCGGCCUGGGCCUGCUGGGCAUGUGAUGCUUCGGCUUUAUUUGGCUAUGUCAUUGCGAACGCCAUCUAUGCAAUAUGAACUUAGUCUAGAGUGGAAACUGUGGCAUUAAUCGGGAGGCUCGUGGAGAGGAUGAUCUCCCAGGAGGAGGGGCAAACCAGGGAGGCAAUCCAACUGGUUUCACACCUGUAAUCUUUCUAACAGCAUAGUGGUAGCAUAUAUUUCUGUGUUUAGCAGUCUCUGACUCUCUGUGACAAAAUGGUGAGUCUUUUCUCUCUUCUCUCUCGUCUACCCGGUCUUUGUUUUCGUAGACAGGGUGCAGUCUGCGAGUUGGCAUGAUGUGGUCGGUCAUUGAUGAGAGCUGAGAUCAGACCAACCAAGGGCAAUAAGUGUCAAUAACUAAACGUCAUGUAAACCGGCAAGUAACAAUUGAAAUCGUUCAACGCUCGCUUUGAAACUUCUGASGUUUAGACUCUAGAGUAUGGGCGCAGUCCUUUUAUCCCAUUUCACAAUUCAGUUGAUACUGGUUGAUAGCCUUCAAYGCGAAGCAGGGCACCUUUCCAAUGUGUGGUUGUGGGCUCAGGAUCAUCUCAGUGAGAGAUGUUUUCCUCCAGGAGAUCUACUGUACAAAGUGUACGAUACUUCUUAGCAAAGACGCGAGCCUUACACGAUGUUCAAUUAGAUUGAGGGUAUCACUGUUUGCAUGACAGUUAUGGUUUUUAUAUGCCCGGCAAGGCCCGCAUAGUUUUGUGGCUGCCGCUGCUGACCCGAAACGAGCGUUCGGAACUGGCCUGCUGCACCGGGGUGCAGUAGAAGCAAGUAGUAGGGUAGAUUGACGCUCGACGCUCGUCACUUGUUGGAGCCUGUAGGAGACUUUACUUUGGGUGGACCCUGGUGUAUCAUAUCCUUUUUUCAAGUUUUUUGCAUGGUUCUCUGUUCCAUCAUGCAAGUUCUCUCCUGAGCUGUGUGUAGUGACGAGUUGACUGACAGUCUGUGGGAGAGGAAAUGCAUAUGCUCCAUUGUCAAAUCUGCAAUAUAAAGAUCCAGCUUUCAAUUGUUGUUUAGUGUGAUAUCUGUCGUCAGUUCCCUCUGCGAUCUCGUCUUGAAUGGAGUCUGGGAUGGGGGACGGGGGAGGGGGGACAGGUGGAUGGGACACUCUUAUGAAUGA
Messenger RNA from Chara braunii, 4082 nucleotides. NCBI's taxonomy places the organism in Eukaryota, Viridiplantae, Streptophyta, Charophyceae, Charales, Characeae. The record is from the annotation of a GenBank genome assembly.